CAGCGCGCUCGACAGGAUGACGGGAGGAAUAUUCGCCUACAUCAACUACCUGACGCCCAAGAGCCGCAAGGAGAUCCUGGAACUUCUGGUCGGUGGCCUGAAGCGCCUGGAGUAUCGCGGAUACGACUCGGCCGGCGUCGCCCUUGACUCGGACGACGGCAAGGAUAUCGCCAUCAUUAAGAAGCAAGGAAAAGUGAAGGCCCUCGAGGACGAAAUCUUCCAGCACACGAAGCUCGACUUCGACUUGCGGAUCGAGAGCCACGUGGGCAUCGCGCACACGCGCUGGGCCACCCACGGCGUGCCCUCCGAAGUCAACUCUCAUCCGCAGAGGUCCGACGUCGACCACUCGUUCGUCGUCGUGCACAAUGGAAUCAUCACCAACUACAAGGACAUCAAGAUCCUGCUGGAGCACCGCGGCUACAGCUUCGAGAGCGAGACCGACACGGAGAUCAUCGCCAAGUUGAUUCACCAUCUGUGGACUCAGCAUCCAAAUUAUUCGUUCCGCGAACUUGUCGAGCAAGUCGUCCAGCAACUCGAAGGCGCGUUCGCGCUCUGCUUCAAGAGCAAGCACUUCCCCGACGAGUGCGUUGCUACCAGGCGCGGCUCGCCUCUGCUCGUCGGCAUCAAAACCAAGACCAGAUUAGCCACGGAUCAUGUGCCUAUCCUCUACGGCAAAGAUGACCUUCCAAGCACUGCCAAAGAAUCUGCACCGGCCAACCAAAAAGAGCACCGGCCCCACCGUGACUACCCCAUAAUGCCACGAAGCGAGAGUACUUCCGAGUUCCAGCCGCUCGAAGACAAAGAAGUCGAGUACUUUUUCGCGUCUGAUGCCGCGUCUGUUAUCGAGCACACCAAUCGUGUCAUUUUUCUUGAGGACGACGACGUAGCCGCCGUGAAAGUAGGCGCACUCAGCAUUCAUCGACUUCGCCGCUCGGGCGACGAUGCCCACGCCCGCGAGAUCCACACUCUGAAGAUGGAAAUCCAGCAAAUCAUGAAGGGCAACUACGAGUACUUUAUGCAGAAAGAAAUUUUCGAGCAGCCCGAGUCGGUCGUGAACACCAUGAGGGGACGGCUCAACUUCCGCGACAAUACCGUCACUUUGGGCGGCAUCAAGGACUACAUACCCGAAAUAAAGCGCUGCAGGCGCCUGAUGCUCAUCGGCUGCGGCACCAGCUACCAUUCCGCCGUGGCGACCAGGCAACUUUUAGAAGAGCUCACCGAGUUGCCCGUCAUGGUCGAGCUUGCGUCGGAUUUCCUCGACAGGCAUACUCCGGUAUUCCGCGACGACGUUUGCUUCUUCAUCUCGCAAUCGGGAGAAACCGCCGACACAUUGAUGGCACUGAGAUACUGCAAGGGACGUGGCGCCUUGAUCGUCGGCAUCACCAACACCGUGGGCAGCAGCAUCUGUCGCGAGUCCCACUGUGGUGUUCACAUCAACGCCGGGCCUGAAAUCGGUGUCGCCAGCACGAAGGCCUAUACCUCGCAGUUCAUCUCGCUUGUUAUGUUCGCUCUGGUCAUGAGCGAGGAUAGACUUUCUCUUCGUACCAGACGCUUGGAGAUCAUAGAAGGACUAAAGAACCUGGACAAUCAGAUUCGCCAGGUGCUAAGGCUCGACGAGGAAGUGAAAGAGCUUGCAAAAUCACUAUUCCAGCACAAAUCUCUGCUGAUCAUGGGCCGAGGAUACAACUUUGCUACCUGCAUGGAGGGAGCACUGAAAGUCAAGGAAUUGACCUACAUGCACAGCGAAGGCAUCAUGGCUGGAGAAUUGAAGCAUGGACCGCUCGCUCUCGUCGACGGCUCUAUGCCCGUCAUUAUGAUCGUCAUGAGGGACCCCGUAUAUACUAAAUGCAUGAACGCCCUGCAGCAAGUAACAGCCCGCGAUGGCCGACCAAUACUUAUCUGCGAGGAAGACGACAAGGAAACGAUGAGCUUCGCCUCGAAGGUGCUCGAGAUUCCGAAAACCGUCGACUGCUUGCAAGGAAUUCUGACUGUUAUUCCGAUGCAACUGCUGUCGUUCCACAUUGCCGUGUUACGUGGCUGCAACGUCGACUGCCCACGAAAUCUCGCCAAAUCCGUCACUGUCGAGUAGUAAUAGUCUAUCGAAGCGGACAAUCAAACAUUCCGGUCGGGAAAUACGACGUGAAUCGGCUGUGGACGCAAAUCGUCGAAAUUAGCAAUCGAGCACGUGAAACAAAAAAAACUAAAUUAAUCUGAGAUUCUUAGCUCGCUUUGACACACCCUUAUCUUUCCUUUCGUUGCUUUUACUGUACCCGAUGUAAACCUGCAUUUUAUGUUUCUUUCCUCUUCGUUCCUUCCAACGAAGAUUUUUAAUUAAUAUUAUUUUGUUAGACUACGUAUAUAUGUUUAUCUUAAGGCACAAUUCUUUCGUAACGAUGUAUUAGAGACUUAAAUCUAGAAAAUAGAAAAGUUUUUUAUAUAUCAUAAUGCUUAUCACGAAGAAAAUUCAAUAUCAGACUUGAAAUGAGAAAUUGCGACAUACAUAUUUGUAAAUAUAUAUUCCACGUUAUUUUUGUAAAUCUGAUAGCCAUCGUAUUUGCGUUUUGUAUUGGACUGUAAACAAAUCUACUAUUAUCCUUCUUUAGUAUAUGCUUAUUAGCUUUCUUUUGUAUUUUUUUUUUUUUUUGGACUUGGUUAAUCAAAUUUGAUGAUCGAAAAGUAUAUAUGUUAAAAGAUUCAUCUGAAAUAUAAGCUUUUGUAAUUUGUAUUGGCACGAUAUAGACUACACUGAAGACUAUGGUCGACGCGAGAUGUAAUAUAGUGAGUUGCGACAUCUUGUUUGACAACACCGUUCAAUGUAUACCUUGAGAUUUAUGUUGCCACUCACAUUAGACAGCUCGAGCAGUGUCUAUAAAUGACAAUAAAUAUUACGUUACAUAUAUACUCGUGUCUUUCAAUCGAAUCAACCUCUCACACACUCGAUAUUCGCACUCGAGAU
Messenger RNA from Phymastichus coffea, 2956 nucleotides. Its product is annotated as glutamine--fructose-6-phosphate aminotransferase [isomerizing] 2-like. Gene Ontology annotation, biological process: UDP-N-acetylglucosamine metabolic process; protein N-linked glycosylation; carbohydrate derivative biosynthetic process. The record is from RefSeq and is a predicted model, not a curated record. The coding region runs from base 17 to 2089 and encodes 690 amino acids. Gene Ontology annotation, molecular function: carbohydrate derivative binding; L-glutamine:D-fructose-6-phosphate transaminase (isomerizing) activity. The transcript has 15 exons. Lineage: Eukaryota; Metazoa; Arthropoda; Insecta; Hymenoptera; Eulophidae.